Messenger RNA from Striga asiatica, 345 nucleotides. NCBI's taxonomy places the organism in Eukaryota, Viridiplantae, Streptophyta, Magnoliopsida, Lamiales, Orobanchaceae. The record is from the annotation of a GenBank genome assembly.
AUGGAGUCUUUUGGGAUGUCGAAGGUUCUUGGUGCUGGGCGGUUGGCGGGGAGGGUCAUUCUCCUAUUGGGAGCAGGUCAUUCUCUUGUUGAGAGCUUGAUCGUGUUUAGUGUUUCAUUGGCUGGGUAUCUCGCCUGGAAAACGGCGACUUCUGCAGAUGAACCCAACAUCAUAAUCAUCACACCAGAUGACUCGACCCUCGAAAAGAGAGACAUUGAGAAGCCACGAUUUCAAUUUCUCAAGAUGAUGAAAAACGGGUUCUGGGUAUUCAUUGACAUGGCUAGCGGACGAUACCUUUGGAGGAACGUCAAACAAUUGAACAGCUGCAGCCAGCAUGUUGAUUAA